UUGCUCGGAUCUUAUCCGGAAUAGAAGCGCCCACCGUAUGCUUGAGUCGGCUGGUUGUCACGGACAGUUUUCCAAGCAUAAAUUUGUUUGAAUUGGCAGCGAUAGAUGGAGGAAUAGGAGAGGAAUAAAGAGAGAAUAAGAGUAUCCCCCUAGAAAAAGCAGAGAGAGAAUACGAGCGCGCGCGGGGAGAAAGAUGGACGCCGGCGACAUGGACGAGGCGAUUAGGGCGCAAUUCCCACUCUCCUUUGGCAAGCCGUCCAAGGCCCAGCCCCAGCCUUCCGCCGUCCACUCAUUCACCCGGCGGACCUCCGCCGCCUCCGUAAACCCUAGCCCUAGCUUCCGUCCGGAGCUGGGGAAGCGCGGCACAGGAGAUGCUGCUGGUGGACCGCACGGCGGGGGAGAGGAGGAGGAAGAUGACGUGAUGAUUGGGCCUCCCCCGCCGCCUCCGGCGGCCGCUCAGGCGGAGCCUGACGCGGAUGAUGGGAUGAUGAUUGGGCCUCCGCGGCCGCCGCGGGCUUCGGAACAGGUGGAUUCGGAUGAUGAUGGUUCGGACUCUGGAAUGGAUGACUCGCCGGAGGAUUUGCCUCAGAUUCCUCUAAGUAAUGAGAUCGUGCUCAAAGGGCAUUCGAAGGUUGUUUCAGCUCUUGCUGUCGACCAUUCUGGAUCGAGAGUCCUUUCUGGUAGCUAUGAUUAUACUGUCCGUAUGUAUGACUUUCAAGGGAUGAAUUCCAAAUUGCAAUCUUUCAGACAGCUGGAACCAUUCGAGGGACACCAAGUCCGAAGUUUAAGUUGGAGUCCAACAUCAGACAGAUUUUUGUGCAUCACAGGUUCAGCACAGGCUAAGAUUUAUGACCGAGAUGGGCUUACUUUGGGCGAGUUCAUAAAGGGGGACAUGUAUAUACGUGACCUGAAAAAUACAAAGGGGCAUAUUUCUGGAUUGACUGGUGGAGAGUGGAACCCUAAAUCAAAGGAGACUAUCUUAACUUCCUCAGAAGAUGGUUCAUUGCGGAUAUGGGAUGUAGCUGACUUCAAAAGUCAAAAACAGGUUAUCAAGCCUAAACUAGCAAGGCCAGCAAGAAUUCCAGUUACAGCAUGUGUUUGGGAUCGCGAAGGCAAGCGCAUUGUUGGUGGCAUUGGGGAUGGUACCAUACAGUUAUGGAGCAUCAAACCUGGAUGGGGAAGCCGACCAGAUAUACAUGUGGAGAAAGCACAUGUUGAUGAUAUUACUGGACUAAAAUUUUCUACUGAUGGGCAGAUUCUUCUGUCAAGAAGUGCUGAUAGUACACUUAAGGUUUGGGACUUGCGGCAAAUGAAAAGUCCUGUUAAAGUCUUUGAAGACCUUCCAAAUCAUUAUGCUCAGACAAAUCCCGCAUUUAGUCCUGAUGAGCAACUAAUACUUACCGGAACCUCUGUUGAAAAAGAAGGCAGCAGCGGAGGUCUACUCUGCUUCUUUGACCGAAGGAAACUUGAGCUUGUAUCAAGGGUGGGGAUUUCUCCUAAAUAUAGUGUUAUAUGCUGCGCUUGGCACCCAAAGAUUAAUCAGGUCUUUGCAACAGUAGGUGACAAGAAAGAAGGAGGAACACACAUACUUUAUGAUCCAUCUAUCAGUAAGAGAGGAGCUCUUGUAUGUGUUGGACGAGCUCCAAGGAAAAAAUCUGUAGAUGAUUUUGAGGCACAACCAGUCAUUCACAACCCGCAUGCAUUGCCCUUAUUUAGAGACCAGCCUAGCCGUAAACGUCAACGUGAAAAAGCAUUGAAAGAUCCCAUGAAAUCACACAAGCCAGAACUUCCUGUCACAGGUCCAGGCUUUGGUGGAAGAGUUGGUACCACUAAAGGCAGCUUGUUAACGCAGUAUCUUAUGAAGCAAGGUGGUUUAAUCAAGGAGACUUGGAUGGAAGAAGAUCCAAGGGAGGCAAUACUUAAAUAUGCUGAUGUUGCAGCAAAAGACCCUAAGUACAUUGCACCUGCAUAUGCAGACUCUCAGCCAGAACCUGUUUUUGCAAAGUCUGAUUCUGAAGAAGAAGAGAAAUAACCAAGAUUGUAUCAUUUCCCAUGGAGUAAAUUGUUAAAUCUACUCAGCAAUCUCUCUCCUCAAAUGAACUUUAAUCAGUUGGGUGCUGAAGGUGCUAUUGCAUUUUAUAGCAGUACACUGAGUUGCUAAUGCUAGAAUUUGUAACUGUUAAGAAUGUGUGCUAUGGGUUCAGUAAAUGUGCACAGUUGCUAAGCUGUCAAAGAUCUCAUGCCAAGAUGCUAUUGUAAUCCAGAUAACAAUUUGCAAUGUCUAUUAAUGAUGCUUUGUUUAGGUGAGGAAACCUCUUAGUUCCAAAUGCAUCAUUAGGUGAAAGUCAGAUGAAGUUGGUAUUUUCGAAGAUGCUUGGUUCAUUUUAGAUUUGUCCCCUAGGUGGUACUAUUUGCUAAUGUGGCUCUUGAAGAUGCUUUAAAAGUUAUCAAAUGUUUUGUGGUGUUUAGAAAAGGAUUGAAAAACAUUGCUGUUAAA
Phoenix dactylifera (date palm) is the source of this 2497-nucleotide messenger RNA. RefSeq names its product Transducin/WD40 repeat-like superfamily protein. NCBI's taxonomy places the organism in Eukaryota, Viridiplantae, Streptophyta, Magnoliopsida, Arecales, Arecaceae. Gene Ontology annotation, molecular function: protein binding. Gene Ontology annotation, cellular component: site of double-strand break; nucleus. The record is from RefSeq and is a predicted model, not a curated record.